CUUAAUACUACAAAGCAUAUUAUUUCACGUCUUGACCUCAUCGGGAAGUUGUGCCUAAUUGUAAACUAUUAUUAAUCUUAUGGACAGUAUUUGCUAAAAAUCACCACAACGGGAUAUUCUUGAAUAGAUCUGACCAAACAUGAUCACUGGAGGAAGUUGAUAGUAAAUAAAGUAUAAUAAAAAUGAGCGUUUUCUUAAGGAUGGUGCCAAGUGUGACUAUAGUAUUAAUAAUUAUGCAAUGUUUGAUCCAAAUGACAAAAGGUUUGGAGUGCUACGACUGUACAGAUAAGCUAACUGCGGACCCCGAUCUCUGCAAAAGACUAAUCAGUGAGGACACGGUUGGAAAAUGUAAACCAAAGUCACGGGGGAAGUGCUUCAUCAGAAUGGAUCCAAAUAAUGUUUUGUAUAGGGGCUGCAUGGACUUCACAUUUUGGCCUGGCGUAGAUUUCUCGUACAAUGGCUGUAGGGAGCAAAAACAUACAGGAUGGGGUGGGAAAUCAACUAUAUGGUGCUUCUGUGAAUCCAACUAUUGUAACGUCAAUCUCAUCCAUAUGAAUCAGACUGGUCAGUUGACAACACCACGUCCAAUAACGAGGCGCACAACACUCCCCCCAACCAGGCAAACAACUACCCCAACCACAACUUAUAGAACAACAAAAUCUCAACCAAUUCAACCACCGACACAACCUACAACAGUCGCCUCGUCAACAGACAAAGUCCCUGUUGCUACUACGAGUGAAUAUGCGAUAGUGGAUGGCUUCUGUAAAGGACGUGACAAGCCUUGCGAACACAAUUGUCGUUACGUAGAUGGGAAGGUCACGUGUACUUGUAAUGAGGGAUUCACACUUAAUAGUGAUGGAAAGACAUGUCGAGAUGUCGACGAGUGUCUAAUCUAUAAUGGAGGAUGUGCUUUACAAUGCAUAAAUGUCCCUGGGUCUUUUUUCUGUGGAUGUUUGCCAGGUUACCAGCUGUCAUUUGAUGGCAGGUCGUGUGUAGACAAGAAUGAGUGUAGCGAAUAUAAUGGAGGGUGUAGCUUUAGGUGCGUCAACGCUCCUGGAUCGUUCUAUUGCGAGUGUCCCAAAGGCUUUGAGUUGGACGUUGGGCGACGUAACUGCAUCGACUAUAACGAGUGCCAGAAUGAAAAAACAGAAUGCGCUGGCAGGUGUAUCAACACGGCUGGUUCUUACCAUUGUGAGUGUGAAGGUGGUUUUCAACUCAACCCAGACUCGAGAACAUGUGAUGAUGUCAACGAGUGCUCUGUGAACAAUGGAGGAUGUGCUCAUGCCUGUACAAACCUCCCCGGAUCGUUUGAAUGUGGUUGCGAGAGUGGCUAUUCUCUUGGAAAAAACAGUGCCACUUGUGAUGAUAUAAACGAGUGUCUCUACCACAAUGGAGAAUGUGAGCAAUCGUGUGUGAACACUGCAGGAAGUUACUAUUGUGUUUGCAAACCAGGUUAUCAUAUCAACGCUGACGCAAAGCAUUGUGAUGAUGUGGAUGAGUGCUUAUUUGCAAAUGGUGGCUGCUCCAAUAUGUGCGUCAACAGGCGAGGCUCAUUUUCUUGUGAAUGCCCUCCUGGGCUGAUGAUCGCUAGAAACAACAAACAAUGCAUCGAUAUCAAUGAAUGCUUGGAUCGCAAUGGGGGAUGUGAACACAAGUGCGUAAAUAGCCUUUCUUCGUAUAGUUGUAAAUGCCCUAAUGGAUUCUCUUUAAACGUCGACGGAAAGAGUUGUGAUGAUGUUGACGACUGUUCAUUGAACAAUGGCGGGUGUGAACAGAUCUGUGACAAUAUCGCCGGGAGGGGUAGGUGCAGAUGUAAGCCUGGCUAUCUUUUAAAUAGUGAUGAAAGAACCUGUAGUGAUGUGAACGAAUGUGACAGAAACAACGGUGGAUGUCGUGUUACGUGCAUCAACACACUUGGUUCAUACUCAUGCGCUUGUAAUACUGGAUACCAACUAAAUGUGGAUGGGAAAUCUUGCGAUGAUGUUAACGAGUGUAACGUUAUCAAUGGUGGAUGCAGCCAGACGUGUGUUAAUACUGCAGGAGGUUAUAUGUGUGACUGUCGCUCUGGAUACAAUCUAAAUUUCGAUGGCACUUCAUGCGAUGAUAUCGAUGAAUGUCGUUCCAAUAAUGGUGGUUGUUCGCAGACAUGUUCCAACACGGCUGGUUCGUUUGUCUGCGGGUGUAGAAAUGAAUUGUUUGUACUCGAUGGGAACAGGCGAGAUUGUAUAGCUGUAUGUCCAGGGGAUUUUAAACGAGCAAGGGGCCUGGAAUCAUGUUAUCAAGUCUUCUCCGACACAAAUGAUGUCAAGACUCAACCCGACGCUGCAGAUGCGUGCGAGGCACUCUUCCCAGGAAGCCAUCUUGUGACAAUCGAAACAAAUGCAGAGAAGAACUAUCUGGGAUCAAUUCUCGCAAUGGAACCACAGCUCCUUCAGGGGUGGCAAGGAUGGUGGACGUCAGCUAAUUUCAGUAGCGGUAUCAACGAAUUCGCAUGGACCACAACAGGCGAUGUCAUACCAUUCAAUAGUCCCAAUUGGGGAUUCAAGAAAACACCUUAUGUGGACACUUGUGUAUGGAUUCUCCAGAUAUCCGUUUAUAACUAUACAUGGGGAAAUUAUGACUGUGGGGAGAAAACUGGAUACGUAUGCGAAUUAGAGCUCCCCAGUCCUUAAGGCAUCAUUUCAAAGUUUUAGUAUGAGCAUAUGCACAUUUUACACAUUUUGAUUAUGAUUAUCGUCAUCUCCCCACAUACAAUACUAGUUCAUAUAAAAUACGACUGUUCCUGUUGGUAAAAGACAUGAAUAUUAAUAAUACAUAAUUAUUAAUUAUUAAUUUAUGCAAUAAAUAUUGGAAAAAUAUUGAUAAGUUUAUCGUAUAAUAUAUAUACGCAUAUUCUAU
Messenger RNA from Owenia fusiformis, 2898 nucleotides. NCBI's taxonomy places the organism in Eukaryota, Metazoa, Annelida, Polychaeta, Sabellida, Oweniidae. The record is from the annotation of a GenBank genome assembly.